Molecule: messenger RNA, 1427 nt
Organism: Armigeres subalbatus
Lineage: Eukaryota; Metazoa; Arthropoda; Insecta; Diptera; Culicidae
Exons: 5
Coding region: 178-1407 (409 amino acids)
Source: RefSeq, a predicted model, not a curated record
AGCUACUACCGGUAAAGAAUUCGAGUGACGAACGGGAAGCAAGAUAAAACUUUGAGUAUGCUUCCAAACGAAUAACGCCGUAUCUCUCAGCUACAUCAACAGUUGAUCUUGCACAGUGGACACGGCAGGUUGUUUCUAAUUAAAUGUGUUUGUGUCCGAAAAAGCUCAUCUUGCGAAAUGAUGCCACCAACAAUAAUCCCCGCGUGGCUGAAUGAGACGUUUUUCGAGGAGAUUUACGUCAGUCAGCAUCGCCUGGAACCGGGCAAGUUCGAAGUGAGGAUUAAUAGCGUUACUCCUACCGGCGGUGCUGGAGAAAAUUAUACAUCGUCGCUGUAUCGCGCCAAUGUGGAUGCUGUUUGUGAUGAUGGUAACAUCAUCACUCUCGGGGUCAUUAUCAAAGCCAUCAUCACCAGACCGGAAAUGAAGCAAUUCAGUGUAUUUGCCCGCGAGAAGCACUUCUACGAGCGAACGCUUCCUUCAAUGGAGCAACUUUGGGCAGACGCCGGUGAGACCACCCAGUUCGGCCCUCGUUGUUGGAAGGUCGUAGAAGGAGACACGGAUAUCAUCGUGAUGGAUGAUCUGGGCGCGGAAGGAUACAGUGUGGCCAAUCGUCGGCAGGGUGCUGAUCUGGAGCACGCUAAAAUCUUUCUUGGGAAGCUUGCAAAAUUCCAUGCAGCUGGAGCUGUCCUGUAUCGGAAGGAUGGGCCAACGUCAGAUUUGUAUGAAUGCAUGUUAGUUAAUCCAAAGGGAAAGGGAUUGAUGGAACAAUAUAUUAAAAAGGUUAAGCCUGUGUUUCUGGCAAUUCUUUCUUCCUCGCCAGACGAUGAAAUAUACAAAUCUAAAAUGGAGAAAUGCAUGGAAAAUCAAUUUGAUAAGAUAGGCUCGGCUCUCAAAUUUGAAGACACCGAUUUCAUAACGCUUUGUCAUGCCGAUGUAUGGACGAACAAUCACAUGUACAACUACCAUCAAUCUGGAACCCCAAAGGAUGUCAUACUGAUUGAUUACCAAGGAUCAUUUUACGGUUCUCCAGUAACGGAUUUAUUCUAUUACAUUGUGAGUUCAGCAUCGUUAGAACUGAAGGCCACACAGUUCGAUGAAUUAGUUCAGUACUAUCAUUCGCAAUUGACUAAUGCGCUGAAAACUCUUAAAUACCGACGUGCUAUUCCAAGUCUGCGCGAUAUCCAUAUUGAUAUGCUAAAACGUGGAUAUUUUGGCCUGCAGUGUCUGUAUGGAAUUCUUCCAGUGGUUUUGCUGGACAAGAACGAGAAUGCCAAUAUGGACGGAUUUUUUGGCGAAAGCGAGGAAAAUGAAAAGUUCAGACACGACGUUUAUAACAAUCCACUGUAUUAUAAACACUUGAAGGUUCUUUUGAAGCUAUUCGAUGUUCGAGGGUUAUUAGAUUUUUAGUUAAUAAAUGAAAAAUAUGU